UACAGAGUUUCAAAUUCCUCCCUGUUGUCCAGGAUGCAGAGACACAAACUGAGGGUAGACACAGUGAGGUAAGGAUGCACGCUCCGAUUUCACACAGAAUCGGUAAGAGAAUAAAACUGUCUCCUCGGUAUCAGGCUAAUACGUAGAGAAUGGAAUGAAAAGUAAUUUCAAGGAAGGCUUGCAUGUGCUUAGAAAGACCAGCAGAAUAAGGAGGACAUAUAAGCAGGUAAGACGAGGAUAGCCCAAUCCUGGCCUGCAGUUGGUUGGGUGGAAUGAGAGAGGGGACCAUCACACAUUGCUCCCAACCCUAACCCCCCAAGCGAGACUCACUCAUUCCAGAGGCUCUCCUGCUGCCUGCUUUCAGGAAGAUGUCCUCCAGCAAAUUGCCUCAGAGGCUGCUCUUGCUCAGGGGAGCUCUGGAGAGCAUUGGGGAACUUGGACUCAGCUAUUCCUGGGUCUUUCCUGUGUACCCUAGAGUCAGUACUGAAAUCCUGACUACCUCCGUGGAUGGAUGCGGUUUUUACCUUCAUUUGGCCUUUCUGCAUCCUUCCCCUGCCACCUGUGCCCUGGGUCCUCUUGGUAUUGAAAGAAGAGGCUUUCCUCAGCUGCCGCCAAGGUGCUCGGUCCUUCGAGGAAGCUAAGGCCGCGUUGAGGUGAGGCCCUCACUUCAUCCGGCGACUAGCACCGUGCCGGCAGUCCACAACAUGGCUUCUGUCUCUGAGCUUGCCUGCAUCUACUCCGCCCUCAUCCUGCACGACGACGAGGUGACGGUCACGGAGGAUAAGAUCAAUGCUCUCAUUAAAGCAGCUGGUGUCAAUGUUGAACCUUUCUGGCCUGGCUUGUUUGCAAAGGCUCUGGCCAAUGUCAACAUUGGAAGCCUCAUCUGCAAUGUAGGGGCUGGUGGGCCAGCUCCAGCCGCUGGGGCUGCGCCUGCUGGUGGUCCUGCUCCAUCUGCCGCCGCUGCCCCAGCUGAGGAGAAGAAAGUAGAAGCAAAGAAGGAAGAAUCUGAAGAAUCCGAGGAUGACAUGGGCUUUGGUCUUUUUGACUAAACUGCUUUUGUUAACAUGUCCAAUAAAGAGCUGAACCUGUGGGGAAAAAAAAAAAAAAAAAAA
Messenger RNA from Rattus norvegicus (Norway rat), 1112 nucleotides. RefSeq names its product ribosomal protein P1-like. Gene Ontology annotation, molecular function: ubiquitin-specific protease binding; deubiquitinase activator activity; structural constituent of ribosome. The record is from RefSeq and is marked validated. Gene Ontology annotation, cellular component: ribosome; cytoplasm; cytosolic large ribosomal subunit. The coding region runs from base 705 to 1049 and encodes 114 amino acids. The transcript has a single exon. NCBI's taxonomy places the organism in Eukaryota, Metazoa, Chordata, Mammalia, Rodentia, Muridae. Gene Ontology annotation, biological process: translational elongation; regulation of muscle organ development; neuromuscular process controlling balance.